Nomascus leucogenys (northern white-cheeked gibbon) is the source of this 1089-nucleotide messenger RNA. RefSeq names its product SH3 domain binding kinase family member 2 (gene SBK2). The record is from RefSeq and is a predicted model, not a curated record. NCBI's taxonomy places the organism in Eukaryota, Metazoa, Chordata, Mammalia, Primates, Hylobatidae. Gene Ontology annotation, molecular function: ATP binding; protein serine/threonine kinase activity. Gene Ontology annotation, biological process: peptidyl-threonine phosphorylation; peptidyl-serine phosphorylation.
UCCGGCCGGCGGCCGAAGGGUCAGGCGGGCCUUGGAGGAGAGAUGCCCGGCAAACAGUCUGAGGAAGGGCCGGCGGAGGCAGGGGCUUCAGAGGACAGCGAGGAGGAGGGUCUGGGCGGCCUGACGUUAGAGGAGCUCCAGCAGGGCCAGGAGGCUGCCCGGGCGCUGGAGGACAUGAUGACACUGAGUGCUCAGACCCUGGUCCGAGCCGAGGUGGACGAGCUCUACGAGGAAGUGCGUCCCCUGGGCCAGGGUCGCUAUGGCCGCGUCCUUCUGGUCACCCAUCGUCAGAAAGGCACAGCCCUGGCGCUGAAGCAGCUCCCGAAACCCCGCACGUCCCUCCGCGGCUUCCUGUACGAGUUCUGUGUGGGGCUCUCGCUGGGCGCGCACUCAGCCAUCGUGACGGCCUACGGCAUUGGCAUCGAGUCGGCACACUCCUACAGCUUCCUGACGGAGCCCGUCCUGCACGGGGACCUCAUGGCCUUCAUCGAGCCCAAGGUGGGCCUCCCGCAGCCCGCAGUGCACCGCUGCGCCGCCCAGCUGGCCUCCGCCCUGGAGCACAUCCACGCCCGCGGCCUGGUGUACCGGGACCUGAAGCCGGAGAACGUCCUGGUGUGCGACCCGGGCUGCCGGCGCUUCAAGCUGACCGACUUCGGCCACACGAGGCCUCGCGGGACCCUGCUGCGCCUGGCCGGGCCGCCCAUCCCCUACACGGCCCCCGAGCUCUGCGCGCCCCCGCCCCUCCCCGAGGGCCUCCCCAUUCAGCCCGCCCUGGACGCCUGGGCGCUGGGCGUCCUGCUCUUCUGCCUCCUCACGGGCUACUUCCCCUGGGACCAGCCCCUGGCCGAGGCCGACCCCUUCUACGAGGACUUCCUCAUCUGGCAGGCGUCGGGCCAGCCCCAGGACCGCCCUCAGCCCUGGUUCGGCCUGGCCCCCGCGGCCGACGCGCUGCUGUGGGGGCUGCUGGACCCUCACCCCCGAAGGAGGAGCGCUGUGAGCUCCAUCAGGGAGCACCUGGGGCGCCCCUGGAGGCAGCGGGAGGGCGAGGCUGAGGAAGUGGGAGCGGUGGAAGAGGAGGCUGGGCAGUGA